This is a messenger RNA of Cicer arietinum (chickpea), 1364 nucleotides long. RefSeq names its product acyl-CoA--sterol O-acyltransferase 1. Gene Ontology annotation, biological process: lipid metabolic process. The record is from RefSeq and is a predicted model, not a curated record. Lineage: Eukaryota; Viridiplantae; Streptophyta; Magnoliopsida; Fabales; Fabaceae.
UUUCCAAAACCUCCAUUGUAAUCGUUGCUCAACAAAUAAAUCGAACAGUUAUGGAGAGUAACAUGUUGAAUCUGAUUAAGGUGUAUCCCUUAGUCAUCAUAUCCUUAUAUUACUGUUAUUGGAUUCGUACAUUUGUUCAACCAGGAACAAAAAGACUUACUUGUUUUCUUCCUAUUAUUUGUCUCAAUCUCUUCAUUCCUCUCACUUUUUCCUCUGUUCACUUAACAGGAACCUUAGGAUUCUUCUUCGCAUGGCUUACAAACUUCAAACUCUUAUGUUUUGCUUUCAAUAAAGGCCCUUUAUCGUCUGAUUCUUCAAUCUCUCUCCCACUUUUUCUAGCUCUUGCAUGCCUUCCCAUCAAGAUCCAACAAAAAAAAUAUUCCCAUGAUCAAAAUGGAAAAACCAAAACCCCAUCUCAAGAUCUUUUAGAUUCAUCCAAAAGUUCUAAUUUUGAAACUAAAAAAAGUUCAAAAACACUAUUUAAAAGUACCCCAUUUCUACAAUAUGCCAUAAAGGGUAUUCUUUUGGGAGUUUUGGUAAAAAUCUAUGAUUAUAGUGAUUAUAUUCACCCAAAAAUCAUAUGGGGUAUGUAUUGUUUCCACGUUUAUUUUACGUUGGAAAUAAUGUUAGCAACUAUUGCAUUACUUGCUCAAAAGACUUUAGGAUUGGAAUUGGAACCACAGUUCAAUAAUCCAAUAAUCUCAACUUCACUACAAGAUUUUUGGGGAAGGAGAUGGAACCUUAUCGUAACAAGCAUCCUACGACCAACAGUGUACGAACCAACGCUGAAAGCAGCGAAGAACGUUAUUGGUCCAAAGUGGGCCCCACUACCUGCCGUGUUGGGAACGUUUGUGGUGUCCGGGUUGAUGCAUGAGUUGAUACUGUUUUACUUGGGGAGGUUGGAACCAACGUUUAAGAUGAUGGGGUUCUUUGUUUUGCAUGGAGUUUGUUUGACGGUGGAGAUUGGUUUGAAGAAGUUUGUUACUGACAGGUGGCGGUUGCCGAAGUUGGUUUCACGACCGUUGACCGUUGGAUUUGUUUUUGCAACGUGUUUUUGGUUGUUCCUUCCUGAGUUUAUUAGGUGUCGUCUUGAUGUUAAGGCGUUUGAAGAGUACGCUGCUUUAGGCGCGUAUGUAAGAAAUCUCACUUCCGUCUUCUGAUAUACUUUUUGUUAAUCAAGAAAGAAUCUCACUUGCAGGUGUUUUGCCAAUCUUGUUUAGGAAAAAGAAUAUCCAUCAAUCUCUAUUAAACGUUUGAUUUGUAAGAUUUACUUGUAUACUAUUAUUUUUCUACGCUAACAAGUGUCUUCUAAUACACUUUGUUAAGCAAAUAAAUAAAAUUGAAGGAAAAAUUUUAUAUUUAAA